Messenger RNA from Theileria annulata, 294 nucleotides. RefSeq lists its product as uncharacterized. The transcript is spliced from 4 exons. Lineage: Eukaryota; Apicomplexa; Aconoidasida; Piroplasmida; Theileriidae. Bases 1 to 294 code for a protein of 97 amino acids. The record is from RefSeq and is a predicted model, not a curated record.
AUGAACUGUUUGUUAUUCAAAUUAUUAAAUGUGUGUAGCACUUUCCCUUAUUUGAAUGUUUACUACAAUUUCGACCCAAAGGAUUGGAGUAAAAUUCGAGAACAACAAUCUAGACUUGCCAACUUUCGUAAAAGGCUUUCGCGACUACGACGUCAAGUAGUCACAGAUAUGGAUCGUAUUAGUCAGUUUAUGGAUAUUGAGAAGAAUCUUGCAAUCAAUGCCAGGGGUAAAUUGUUCCAAACUGCUCUAUCUAAAAAUGUCCUACCUAUUAAAACAGGUAAUAAACUUAUAUAA